GGGGCGGCCGAGCGGAGUCCGCGCGCGCCCGCGCUGAGCUGCACGCCCGGCGGCUGCGCUGCUCCCCUGCAGCGACGUCGCGCGGGGGUCUCCAAGCAUGACCGAGCUGAGGCAGAGGGCGGCCCGCGAGCCGGACGCGCCGCCGGAGGACAAGGAAUCAGAGACAGAAGCAAAGGUAGAUGGAGAGACUGCAUCGGACAGUGAGAGCCGAGCAGAAGCUGCUCCUUUAUCAGCCUCUACAGAUGAUACACCAGAGGUCCUCAACAGGGCCCUUUCCAACUUGUCUUCAAGAUGGAAGAACUGGUGGGUGAGAGGCAUCCUGACUUUGGCCAUGAUUGCAUUUUUCUUCAUCAUCAUUUACCUGGGACCAAUGGUUUUAAUGAUCAUUGUGAUGUGUGUUCAGAUUAAGUGUUUCCAUGAGAUUAUCACUAUUGGCUACAAUGUCUACCACUCCUAUGACCUGCCCUGGUUCAGAACCCUCAGCUGGUACUUCCUCCUGUGUGUCAAUUACUUCUUCUAUGGCGAGACAGUGACAGAUUACUUCUUCACUCUGGUCCAGAGAGAGGAGCCUUUGCGGAUUCUCAGUAAAUACCACCGCUUCAUUUCCUUUACUCUCUAUCUAAUAGGAUUCUGCAUGUUUGUACUGAGUCUGGUCAAGAAGCAUUAUCGACUGCAGUUCUACAUGUUUGGCUGGACCCAUGUAACAUUAUUGAUUGUUGUGACUCAGUCACAUCUCGUUAUUCACAACCUGUUUGAAGGAAUGAUCUGGUUCAUUGUCCCUAUCUCUUGUGUGAUCUGUAAUGACAUUAUGGCCUAUAUGUUUGGCUUCUUCUUCGGUCGGACCCCUCUCAUUAAACUGUCCCCGAAGAAGACCUGGGAAGGCUUCAUUGGAGGAUUCUUUGCUACUGUGGUGUUUGGCCUGCUGCUGUCCUAUGUGAUGUCCGGGUACAGAUGCUUUGUCUGCCCUGUGGAAUACAACAAUGACACCAACAGCUUUACUGUGGACUGCGAGCCCUCCGACCUCUUUCGUCUGCAGGAGUACAACAUUCCUGAGGUGAUCCAGUCAGUCAUUGGCUUGACAACAGUCUGGAUGUACCCCUUCCAGAUUCACAGCAUUGCCCUGUCCACUUUUGCCUCGCUCAUCGGCCCCUUUGGAGGUUUCUUUGCAAGUGGAUUCAAACGAGCCUUUAAAAUCAAAGACUUCGCCAACACUAUUCCUGGCCAUGGAGGCAUCAUGGAUCGCUUUGACUGCCAGUACCUGAUGGCCACCUUUGUCAACGUGUACAUUGCCAGUUUUAUCAGGGGCCCCAACCCAAGCAAGCUGAUUCAGCAGUUCCUGACCUUGCGUCCAGAUCAACAGCUUCACAUCUUCAACACACUUAGAUCUCACCUGGCUGACAAGGGGAUGCUGACAGUUGCCACGGAGGAUGAAUAGGGGCCCUGGGGCUGAGACAGCAGGAGCAAACGGAGCAAGGGGCCAGGUUCCAAGGCAAGCCCCACUGAUGUGAUUCAGACAACGACGAGGCUUCAACUCCCUGUUUUUCUCUUUUCUUUUCUUUUUUUUUUUUUUUUUGAGGGGGGAGUAGAGUGUUUUUUAUUUGUGGGUUUUAAAAACAAUCUGUAUAUACUGUCUUUGUGCUUAUGAUUUGGGUCGUGGAUAAAUUACGGCUUUGAGUUGGAAAGAAGUCACGGGGGUAAAGACCAUUUGGGUUUUUUAAAAAAAGUUUUAACCUGAAAGACAGUAUUGUCCAACCAGGGUGCAUCUGCUUGUGCUUCUUGCUCCCAAGCUAGAGCCUCUGUUUCUGGACUCGAUCAGAAAGUGGAUGUUCAUCUGUGUCUGAUCAGUUCAGGGGGUCCCCUGGCCUGUCGUCUUUGUAGCUGCCCCCAGCUGGGAAGAGGUGCAUAGCUUGGAUGUCUUUGCUACUGGAGAGCUUUCACCUGGGCUUCUCAAGAAUUCCUGCCCUGGGAUGAUGGGACAAUUGCCUUCUGUACGCCGGAGGGACAAAAGUUUGUUAAUUAGAUAAGCAUUCUACCCACAAAGUCCUGCGGAGUAUGAGCUCUGCUUUGAUAUGGGUUCACCUUACUUCAUCAUAGACUGAAAGGCGGCUUCAACAUUUUUUUCUUCAGGAAGCACUAGAAAUUAUUUAUAAUAGUCUGAAAAAAUACACUGUAAUAUUUCAAGUGUAUGCAGUAGAAUGUACUGUAACCGAGCCCUUUUCCACAGGUUAUAGACUCAAGUGGCUCCUCUUGGGUAGUCCAGCUAUGUCUUUUCAGGGACGCUACUGUUCACGUUUGUGCUGUAGACUUGUUGCUGCUGAAUCCUUUCUGGGGGCUUUCCUGUUAGGCAGGGAGCAGGGGGCUUCUUGUUCACUCACCCUUUGCCUGACUGACCACCCUUAUAGCUGCUGUGUUGUAUAUAUACUACUCUUACGGCAAGUGUGUAUCUGUGUUUUAAAAAAUCACUUCUUUCUUACUGUGAUUUCAGUUGUACCAUGACUUCUUCACUGAAACCACAAAAUCCUGCUUACAACUCUGGAAAACCUAACCUGAUUAGAGGUGUGACUAUUCUGAAGAUUACAUGCACAUUUAUAUAUACAUAUAUAUAUAAUGUGACCAGUUUAAAUGUAGUUUGUAUUUUAUUGAGGGACCUUUUUUUCUUUUAAACUGUGAUUUUUUUUUUCCCCCUGCCUGAUUAUAGGAGUGAGGUUGACUUUGGGGCAACAAGUUCUUUGUCAGGACAAGAAGGGAGGUUAGGAGAGAGAACUUGGUGCCCAGGUGUUCGGUUAUUCUGUGCCAUGGUGGUUCUCAUUGCCAAAUGAGGGUGCAGUGACUUGCUUCAGCACCUUGGUCUGCUAUUGGUUCAUUCUGUUUCUGUUUAAAUCAGCCUUCCCUGGUUGUUCACAGUCAGCUUAGGUCACUGAUAUGUCUGGCGCAGGGCAGCCGGCCCCUCUCAACAUUGCAGCUUAUGAUCACUGCGUGGCUUUCCCCACGUUUGCAGCACUGAAGCCACUUUCCCCCCUCUGAGCUUGUACUUCCAUUUCAGUACAUGGCUUUUCUGGUUCAGGGCCGAGGCCCCUUAAAAACAAAAUGGGUUUUUACAUGGGGUUUCUGUUCUGGCUGUGUGAUCCUGAUGUGACCAUCUGGCAGGACACAGCACUUUCUUGGUCCUCAUCUUGAGUGCUCCCCUAAUUCCAGUAUUCUGUGAUUCUGGCUGAGCAAGUUCAUGUCACCAGAGGCUAAUUGUGGGUAUCGAGUUGUGGCCUGGGCACCCAAACAGCAAGAGAUUUCAGGCCAUUACUAAAUGCCUGACCUUGAGAUGAGUCAGUAGCUCACUGAUAAAUCUUAAACAGUGAAGGUCAUUAGUAACAAAUCUAGUUUUCACAUUGAAGAAUGAACUUGUUUUCUGAAACCAGAGACACAAGGCGUUGGUUGUUUCUGUUGCCUUAGUGUGGGCAUAUGGUGGGGGCCUUGGUGGCUGGAGCCCAGCAGCCCUUGCAGAAGACCGUCUUUGGGAUCAGGGUGCCUGGCACCUUCCUCUGUGGAAGUGGUCACCGAGGAAGCCUCUGGGGUCCUAGGAAACUGAAGCUGGAUUCUCACUAGAGCUCUCAGCAAGAACCCCAGAAGGUCAGCUUGGGUUUUAUCUUCUGUUUUCCCCACCUGCUUUCUGGUCAGAGAAGAGGAAUUUCCUAGAGCCUAGUAGCCAGGAAAGCAAAGCCACCUUGUGUCUCUGAAUAUGCAGUGUUUUUCAUUCUCGCGUUUGUUAGGAUAUUUCACCGUAUGGUCAAGAUGCAGGAGACUAUUUUAACAUACCCCUGGACUGAUCUUCAUUAAUGGUAUAACUUGCUUCAGAUCCAUUUUUUUGUGUGUGUGAGAAAUAAAAUGUGACCGAAACUGUGUGCUCUCCCUUGUUGUGACUUCAGUUUCUCCCUCCCAUGUGUGGUUUUCCAUUCCCCACUUGUUUCUGCAUCAUUAUCUUGCAGUCCUAAUUUAGAAACCUUUGUUUUUUGCUUAGAAUCUAGUGAUCUCUGGAGGCACCUCAGGUCGGAGUCCUGAGCACCUUACUAGUGAGGUCAUUGAGGGUCAGAGCAGCGAGAGUGCUUCUCCAGGGUCACCGGGCAGAGGCAAGCCUCAUUCCACCUUGCACUGCCCCGCUCACCAGAAUAGGGAUGAUCCGUGGCCCCACUUGCUUUUGUGAGAUGGUGUUAAGUGUGCUUGGAAUUCUGCAGCAUUGGUUCUUCAAGCCGAGGAGGCCCAGCACCGGGUUGGCACUUACAGAGGGAGCUGAUGAGCAAGGGUGUCCUGGAAACCUGGAGGUGGGGAGGGGUUCUACCAAGGGUUGGGCCUGAGCAUCCUCCCUGGUAAGCCCAACUCAUGACUGCUCAUGGGAUGCCUGAGUCUUUUCCCCUUCACCACCCUCAGCAUUGAGAAAGUGUACAUGUAUGUUUUGCUUCUGAGAGUGAAAUCCCUAAGGCAACCUGGAUCUUAUUUGUGCUUAUUAUUUUUUGCCUGUUUCAUAUUCUGAGCAUAUUAGUAGCUACAGUAUAAUUAUAUUUUAAGUUAUUUACUCUUAGUGUUUUUUGUAUUUUGUAUCUCUAAUUCUAUAAUGUAUGUCUGAAAUGAGUGUCUCACUUUUAGAAGGGGUGGAAUGUAACAUUUAAUCUUAUACAGGUGGACUUUGGAGCCAUUUUCAUAGUAUUUGUUUUUUCCCACUGGGCUGCUUCUCCUGUAACUUAUAUUUUUGGAAUCUUCCCACAUAACACAUUUUAAAGAUUAAACAGACCCUGAAUUGAAUCUAAGCUAGUUGCUGAGUUGGCUGGAGGAUGAUCCUAAUGGUUUCCUGAGUUCAGAUCUUCAAACUGUCCACGAGUCCCCAGCAGGCUCAGCGGCACCCCCAUGUCGAUGGAGGUGGUCGGGAGGACGUAAAUGACUCAGGACAAAGAGCGUCAAUGCUCAGAAAACUCAGCAAUGGCCUUUCUCUAUUAGGAACCUGCCCUAGGUCAAUUUCUAAGUAAGUAGAUUUCCAUUACUCUAUGCAAUGUGAUCCGUCAUUCUGGAACCUCUUCCUGUGUCCAUAAUAUCUUAGGCACCGUCACUGGCUUCCAGAGUAACUGCAUCUGGGCCUACCUUCCUUUCCCGUUGUGAUGAUGUGCUGAGUAUCAGGUGGAGUAGCGAGGGGGUGGUUUUACUUUUCCCAGGGUUCCCGUUCUUCCAGAGUCAGGGAGGGGAGGAACAGCUAGGAGGAGGAUGUCCAGGUGGCUGUCUAGACAUCACAAGACAGGGAACCAUGGGCAUACUCACUGUGCUUGUGUGCAGCAGGGACUCUGAAGAAGCAGCUAUAACAAAUCCUCAGCUUCUUCCCUAGAGGGGCUGAUUCUUGGCCAGAGUCUCAUUGUUCUGUCCUUGUCUUGGUCAAAAGGAACUUCUCUUUCCCUUGAUCACUCUCCACACAGUUGUCCAUUUUCCAGUUUUUGGAAGACAUUUGACACUCCCAUUGUCUGAUUUGGUUUCCCUUGUUGGGCGAGGGCCUGAUGGCCUGAUCUGCAGAGGGUGCUGCUCUUGGCCCACGUGAUCAAGAGUGAAUGGUCUCUUCUAGGCCCACCUCAUCUUGGUCCUGGACUCUGCUCAUCCACAUCUCUGCAGCAGGCAGGCAUUCUCAGGAAUGGAGUCCCAGCUGCUGACUGCUUGUACCACUGUCCAGUGUUCCGGUCUUUCUGUUCCUCCUGGCUCUGCCCUGUCACCCCCUUUCAGGUGGCUAGAGGUUAUUCUUACCUGGGGCUGUCUCUUAAUGGAGCAAGACUUUCACCUGUUUGUAGGUGGAUUGUGUUUUCAAGAGCAAAGAGCUCACAGCUAUGAGGGCAAUUUGGGAGAUAUACUUUGGUUGUUGGGGUUUGUAGAAUAUUUGAGUAAUUUAUGAGACUAGAGGGCAGAAUAUGUGGCAUCUAAGAUUUUAUGGGUAGUGGGUUUCAAAUCUCUUGGCCUUUUGAAGACCCUGUCCCAUCUCCUUCCCCUCUCCACCAAAUGCCUAUCUGCUGAGGCUCCUUUUUAUUCUUGAGCAAAUAAGAUACCAGCAGUGUGUUAUUAAUAAUAAUAGUUGCAAUAAUAGUCAUAGCGCUUAAUAUGUGCCAGGUAUAAUGCUAAGGGUUUAUAUACAUUAUCCCUUUUAAUCCAGAAAACAGCCUUUGAUUAGAUAUUAUUGUCUUCAUUUUAUAAAUAAGGAAACCGAGGCACCAUGACAGGCUGAUCUCACUGGUUAAGAAGAUAGACUUCGGGCUCGAAUAGCCCUAGGUUUAGGCAGGUUACUAGGUGUACCUCCAAUCUGAUGGGGUCUGACGGUCACCUCCCGCAAGGGGUUAUUCUGAGGAUUUUAUGAGCUAAUGCAUGUAAGCAUUUAGCACGGUGCCUGGCACUUAGUAAGCACUCAAUAAAUGGUAGUUCUUGUUGUCAAACUCAAUGAGUAAUUUGAACCCAAGUUAGUGUAAUGCCAGAGACUGGGUUCUUAGUCACUACACUGUUACUUGCCCUGCACACAGCCUGGGUGUUCACAGUCUAGAAGAUUUUGAGAGAGGCAGGCCAACUUUAACACCCACCUACAGUGUGUGGGUGCAUCAGACUUCAUUUAGAAGGCUAGCCUGACAAAGGGAAAGAAGACAUGAUGAUGGGCAGCAAUUCUUCACUCUUAGUUGUGGUUUCUGUGAGGUCUUGCCCACUUUCUGUUGCCCAUGGCCUGGGCUCUCCUUGGAGAAGGUUCUUACCUCUUGCCUGAUGCUGCCUCCACUCCAUGAGAGGUGAGGUCUUGUGACUCACUCUGGACCCCAUUUUCCUUUGUACACAGCUCAGUGGCCUGAGCAGUUUCCUGUAUGGGUGGGCCUCUCAAGGGCCAAGGAGAAUGGGGAAAAGAGAAACCUAUGUGGCAGAUUAUAGUACUGAUGGAAAUCUUAGAAGUUCUGCCCAUACCCUCACAACAUAACAAGUCAGGGGCCUUGUGUUUCAUGCUUUCUUAAAAGUAUUAAUGGGCAAGGGGUGCCUAGAUGGCUCAGUUGCUUAGGUGUCUGCCUUCAGCUCAGGCUAUGUCCCAAAGGUCUCGGGAUUGAGCCCCGUGUCAGGCUCCUUGCUCGGCGGGGAGCCUGCUUCUUCCUCUUCCUCUGCUGUUCCUCCUGCUUGUGCUCUUUCUCUAUCUCAAAUAAAUCAAAUCUCUUUAAAAAAAGGUAUUAAUGGGCUAGAAGCAGAUGACCUCUUGAGAGGCUAGAUGGCAUGGAGUAUUUGUUUCUGGUGGAGUCUCGUUUAGCUAGAAUCAAGGUUAGUUUAAAGGAUCAGAUAGGUGUGUGAUGAAUGAACGGAAAACAGGCACUGGGAUUGUGUGAACAAUAUUUCACUUAGUUUUCCAAAUGGAGAUGGGGACUUGGGGGAGGGCAUGUGUUUGAGGUGGAGGGUUCUUUGCUUUGAAGGAAUCUUGCUGACAGAAUCCAUGAGAGUCUCAAGCCAAUGGAAUAAUCAUAACUACCAAUUUGACCAUGGACUGUUUCCUGGGUGUUGUUGGGGAAUGAAGACCAGACUGAAAGCCCCAUUGUAUUUAAAGAAUGGUCUCUUCCCUUCAGUUAAAUAAUGAAGUAAUGACUAUGAAUGGAAUCAGGAGAAGGUUGUAAAAGUGUUCAGUAUGCAUCUGCUCUGACAGGCUGAUCCUAGCUUGCCCUCACGCCCUCCUGGACUCAUAUUUGCCAGGCCUGGCACUUCUUCCCUAAUUAUUGCAUCUGAUGGACACAGGUUGCCUUCUGUCUGUGAAGAAAUGGGCUCUCAACUGGGGACAGGGGCCCUCUGGACAUCGGGGCGACCAUGCCCUGUGUUGGUCUCCUGGGCACAGGGCAGGGCCUACCUAGCUCCUUGCAGCCUCCCUAGGGCUUUACCUAAGUAACACUCACAGGGUGUAAGUGGACUUAGCCACCUGGUGAUUCUGUCCCAAGUGAAAUUGUGUCUCUGAUACUGUUUUUGUCCUUGGCUCCCGGAACACAUCUGCUUCUCCCCUUCAUUCAGUUCAUGGACUGGGCUUGCCGCCUUUGUGCCUAGAAAUGCCAGAAUAGGAAGAGAAUUCUAGUUGGCAGAAUGUAUAUCCAUGUUCUUCUAAGAAUGUCCUUCGUGUGCUGCUUUGUUUUCAUGCACAGAAUGUCGUGUCACUCCUUAGGUCAUGCUGGCUGGACGUCUGGGGAACUGGUUAGAAAGGGGAAGAGAUGAGUGGACAUCAUGGCCAAUAAAAGCAAAGGACUUGGAGCUGCAAGAACAAGUCAGGACAGAAUGCAGAGAUUUGUUGCCCUCCACCCAGAAGACGGGUGAGAAGCCACAGGAGGCAAAGGAGAGGCCAGGCAGGAGUCCUGUGGCUGAGGGCAGACUAACGGGGGGCCAGCCCUGGGUUUUGUGGGUGCGGGGACCAGAAACAGAGCUCAGAAGCCUAUCCAGGAAGAUUCAAAGCUCACGGAAUAUGAACUAUCCUCUGGAGCUGAUGCUGAUAGCAAAUUUUUAUUGAUGCUUCAUACUUUCCUAAAGGGAAGGGGAAAACCAAAGUGGGUGAGGUAGGAGGCCCCUCUGUGGAAGCCCCAGGAGCUCUGGGGUGUUGGGGGAGCUGGGCACAGCUGUGGACUUGCUCCUCAAUUCUGUCUUGCUCUGAGGAUCGAUUUAACCCGAAAGCUCCCCCAGACAGAAAUGCCUCCCUGCCCCAUUGGGGAGUGCCAGGCAGUCACCUGUGGCCCAUCCCAGCUGUGUCUGUGCCACCCAGAGGUUAGCCUGUGUGUACCCUGCCUCCUCAAGGUCAAUGUCUCUGCUCCUCCCCUCGUGCGGUGUGAUUCAGUCACGUCAGACGGGUAAACUGGUACUGACACUUGCUUUUCCUGCGCUCACACACUGGUAACCUUGGAGCAGCUCUUGGGGGUGUGUGGAGCCCACCUGACAGUCCUUAGGGCCUCCCCAGAUAGGUGUGCUGCGGCUGUGCCCUUUACCUGACCUGGUGGUUUGCGGAAUCCAUGUGUAUUAGCCACAGCUGACCCUUUCUCUGUGUUCUGAUCUGUGUUGAACAGUACAUGUAGAUUCUUUUUCACUGCAGUUCCAGAACAUCAUGUAUUGUACAUUGGGAAAUAUUUACCUUAUUUAUAUACCUGAAUGUUCCUGUUACACAAAUAAACAUCUAUUAAGUUC
Molecule: messenger RNA, 9180 nt
Organism: Nyctereutes procyonoides (raccoon dog)
Lineage: Eukaryota; Metazoa; Chordata; Mammalia; Carnivora; Canidae
Gene: CDS2
Product: CDP-diacylglycerol synthase 2
Exons: 13
Coding region: 98-1435 (445 amino acids)
Cellular component (GO): endoplasmic reticulum membrane
Molecular function (GO): phosphatidate cytidylyltransferase activity
Source: RefSeq, a predicted model, not a curated record